This is a messenger RNA of Cutaneotrichosporon cavernicola, 1146 nucleotides long. RefSeq lists its product as uncharacterized. The coding region runs from base 1 to 1146 and encodes 381 amino acids. The record is from RefSeq and is a predicted model, not a curated record. NCBI's taxonomy places the organism in Eukaryota, Fungi, Basidiomycota, Tremellomycetes, Trichosporonales, Trichosporonaceae. The transcript is spliced from 3 exons.
AUGUCGCGAUACGACAACGUUCUGGUCCCAGUGCGCGACCGGUACCCUUUGAGCACCGAGACCCAAAUCGAUAUCUGCAACGUUUCACCGUUCAGUGAUAUCAAGCGCAUCAAGGAGCUUGUCCGGGACAUUACGGGCGUUGCGACCGAUGCUUUUGUGGAGGUCGAGUCCCUGCGCGCGGGCAAGCAGUACCGGAUUUCUUACCCGUCGUCUGAAGCUGCAAACCGGGCGCUUGCCCUGCUCAACAGUCACCCCGCCCUAGACGGGGAGGGCAUUGACUUUGGCCGGCCCGGUGACGCUUUCUACCCCACUCUGACCGACCUGUUCACGAUCCGCACUGUCGAGGCUGUCACCUGCUUGGGCAACGGAGCACCUCGAGAGGUGGGGUGCUACAAGUAUAGCAAGGACGACAACAACGGGCCCUGGACCGAGGACCUUGCGUGGCCUGACGGCGUCCCGACCCCGUCGCAGGUGUACGACGCAGCAUCGCAGUAUGGUGCAAUCCACCACGUAACAGUUAUGCUGCGCGAGGACCUCGACGACUGGUAUGAAGACCCAGACCGCUCGGGACCUUGGGAGGCCACUGUACAGUUUUUUGAUCCUGAAGACGCCGGCCGGAUGGACCAGCGUGUCGACGAACAGACGCCGUUUGUUGGUUGGCUUGUCGACGUGUACGUGCUGGACACAGAUGUUCAUGCCCAAAAAGCGCUGUACCAUGCCAACGAGGUGCGACGCGCGCAAGGCUUGCCGCCCCUUGGCCCGGAGACCAUCAAGAUGCGGGUUGAGCAAGCCAGGGCCAAGGAACGUCAGGCGGCAGCGGCGUCCGCUGCAGCGGAUGGCACCAUGCGCGCCUUGGACGGCUCGACGGAAACGCAGACGCAGAACAAGGACGUCUCCUCCGACUCGCCAAAGUCGCAGCGCUCUCAUGCUGGCUCCGACUCGAAAGCGUCAAGCGGCUCAUCGACGUUCAAUCCGCAAACGCCGCCUCAAGCAGACAGCACGGGUCUGGCGGACAGUCAUGUGGUGCGUGGCGACCACGAUGAGCAAGUGCGCAGUCAGCGUCUCGGGAAAGAGCAGGCGGAGGAGCAUGGAUGUAGCGGCGGGCUACAGGACCUUACAGAGGACUACCGCAAGAGUGGUGCGUGA